Messenger RNA from Podospora pseudocomata, 3210 nucleotides. RefSeq lists its product as uncharacterized. The transcript has 2 exons. The record is from RefSeq and is a predicted model, not a curated record. Gene Ontology annotation, biological process: regulation of DNA-templated transcription. Gene Ontology annotation, cellular component: nucleus. The coding region runs from base 1 to 3210 and encodes 1069 amino acids. Lineage: Eukaryota; Fungi; Ascomycota; Sordariomycetes; Sordariales; Podosporaceae. Gene Ontology annotation, molecular function: DNA-binding transcription factor activity, RNA polymerase II-specific; zinc ion binding; transcription cis-regulatory region binding.
AUGAAAUUAAAUUUUCGCGGGUGUGUAACAGCGGGUGUAGUACGCAAUUUAAUGGGAGGAUUCCAUUCUCGGCGCGGCGCCACUUCUGAACUCGGGACUCUCGGUUGGAGCGCCGACUUUCUUCGCCCUGACAUUCGACCGCUCAGCAUCGGUGAUCGGCCUCAGAAAAGCCGUCAGCAUCAGCAAGACCGUCGGCAGGCCGAACAAACAACCACCGGCAUGGACAUCUCGGCGCUUGACCCCAUGCUCCGCAGCAGUAACGGCGGCAGUGGAAGCGGCAACGGCAGCACCAGCACUUCCAGCAACGGCCCAGGCAAUGCGCCAACACCUCCAGCCCCCGUUCAUGGAGCGCUGAGCGCCCAGCCGCCAGCGAGCUCGCUGAACGCACAACACCACCAUGAUAGGCUGCCCCAACUCCAAGCCCAUCAUCCCCAGCAGCAGCAUCAAUUGCGCCCGCAGCAACAGCAAUGGCAACCACCACAUCAUCACCAACCCCAAAUUCCCCACACUAACCAUCCAACAUCGGCAUUCUCCCCACAAACACCUGCAUCAACCGCAACCGUCAACACCUCGUCCACUCCAGCCAAUACCACGGCCCCCAGCUCCAUUGCUGUCAACACCCCUAACAAUUCAUAUCACCACCACAACAGUCCCGGUGAUGAGCACCACUCUCCAGGCGGCGCUGGCGGUGGGCUAGAUCCCAAAAAGCCCCGUGCCUGUGAAUCAUGCAGAGGUCUCAAAGUUCGUUGUGACCCAGACCCGGCUGACCCAGAUGGCCCUUGCAAGAGAUGUGCCAAAGCCAAACGCGAGUGCGUUAUCACCCAGCCCACGAGGAAACGGGCUAAGAAAACGGACUCACGGGUGGCGGAGCUGGAGAAGAAGAUUGAUAUGUUGACUGCUAGUUUGCAGGCCACCAGACCGCAAACUUCUGGCACAUCGACAGGAGGGCUUCACGGGCCAGGUUCAGAUCCCCAGGCUCACCAAGCUGCUCAGGCUCUGGUAUCUUCAGCGGAUUGGAGAGGAACUAGCCAUGAUCAAAGCGGCGGCCGACCUGGUACGGAUUAUGGGAGGUAUGCGGGUGGUGGUGAACGGUAUGGGCAGCAGCAGUCAAUGUCGACAUCUCUGCCUCCGCUGUCGUCGACGAUAUCGUCUUCAACUCCCGCUGUAGCUGGCCAGAAGAGGAAGAUGACACAGGUUACCGGCGAGGAAGAGAGAGCUGCUGUUGCACUGGCUGGAGCAAACUUCAAAAGUGAGGACGGUGCUGCCAAGGUGGCAGAUGUGGUUGAUCGGGGCAUCUUGACCAUGAAUACGGCUGAAGAGUUGUUCAUGAGGUACACACAGCAGAUGUGCUAUCAUCUCCCUGGUGUUGUGUUUCCGGCUGGGGUCACGGUGGGGGAGGUUCGGGCAAACAAGCCCAUCUUGUUUUUAUCACUGAUGGCGGCUGCUUCGUCUGAGAUUCCGUCUUUGCAAAAAACACUGACAAAGGAGCUAAUGCAAGUCUUUGCCGAGAAAAUCAUUGUGGACGGCCACAAGAGCUUGGAGCUUGUACAAGCCUUACAGGUGGCUGUUAUUUGGUACUGGCCGCCAGAUCGAUUUGAGGAGCUCAAGUUUUAUCAACUUGUUCAUGUAGCUGCUGUGAUGGCUAUUGAGAUUGGACUGGGGACCAAGAAGAUGUCGAGAGGUGGGUUUAAACGACACGUCUCUCAGGCUUGGAGAGACCACCCCAUGCGCGGGACACCGCUUGAUCCGACAACACUGGAGGCGAGAAGAGCGUGGUUGACGUGUUAUUUUUUGGCCACGAACACGGCAAUGGCACUUCAUCGGGCGAAUCUGAUUAGGUGGACGCCGUUCAUGGCAGAGUGUAUCGACGUGCUGGAGUCUUCCCCUGAGGCUGUGCCGACUGACAAGUAUUUCUGUCAUUUGGUUUGGACGCACAAGCUUGCCGAGGAGGUCGGGAUUCAGUUUUCCAUGGACGAUCCUUCGUCUACGCCGAAUAUUGCUGAUUCCAGGACCCAAUAUGCGCUGAAGGGAUUUGAAAGGGAGCUGGAGAGAUACAGUGAGAAUAUUCCAAGGGAGUUACAGCAGCCGUCUUUAAAGAUGAGCUUCCACGUUAUCAGCCUCUACAUGCACGAGAUCGCAACCCAUAGCGAUUGUCCUGAUGACUGUAGGCUGGGACCCAACCCAGACACGCCACUGGCCUCGGAUGCCCCUCUCACACAGGCACAUAUCAACGCCCUCUCCGCCUGUCUUACCGCCAUCGACGGCAUCUUUGACACAUUUCUCUCACUUGACGUCCACACGACACGGUGCCUCCCAGUUUUCAAUUUUGUCCGCGUGGCCUAUGCCGUCGUCGUGCUCAUCAAGCUCUACUUCGCCGCCUCCUCCACAAAAAGUGAGCUCGGCAAGGUGAUCAACAAGGACCACAUGAAAGUGGAGCAGCACCUCGACAAACUCCUCGAGAAAUUCCGCGCCACCGCAGCAGAAGACAGAAGUCGACCCGCCGCGAAGUUCCUCCUCGUCCUGGUUAUGCUCCGGUCUUGGUUCCAAAAGCAGAAACAGAACCAAAGCGGCACUGGCUCCAACGGCUCCAACACCGCAAGCGACACCCCCCAAUCCUCUCUCCAAACACCCUCUUACCCAGGCCCGUCAGGGACUGACAGUAAACACCCCAACGUCCCCACUCCAGUCCCCUCCCAAACCCCCCAACCAACCUACCCACCCGUCGCUAGCACCCCCCUUCAACUCUUAUCAGAAAUGGCGGCCGCCUCUGCAAACGGUGCCUCCUCCCGCCCCAAUAAUGAUCAGGGUAUCCUCCCUCCUUCUUCUUCAUCAUCAUCGGGGGCAAUGCAACAAAACUGGGGUAAUUACCCCCCACCUCAACAACAACAACAGCCUGAUACUUCCAAUGCAUUUGAAAUUCCCGGGAUGGGCAACCCGGCCUGGAUGCUGAACAAUACCUUUUUUCCUGGGGACACGUUUGAUUUCCCUGGGUUGGGGGAUGGGUUCGCGCAGGCGAUGGAUAUGACGCUUGGUGGUUUUAUGGACGGGACAUUGACCACGGCGGAGGAUGGGGUUUUGAGGUAUGAGCAGCCGGGGACCGGGGGGCAGCAACAACAGUGGUAUGGAGGGGGGGAUUUGAUGAAUGGUGCUGUUGCUGGGGGGGCGGGGGGAGGAGGAGGUGGGCCGGCGGGAGGGGGGUAUGGCUUUUGA